Molecule: messenger RNA, 1461 nt
Organism: Heterocephalus glaber (naked mole-rat)
Lineage: Eukaryota; Metazoa; Chordata; Mammalia; Rodentia; Bathyergidae
Product: PRAME family member 15-like
Biological process (GO): negative regulation of cell differentiation; negative regulation of apoptotic process; positive regulation of cell population proliferation
Cellular component (GO): cytoplasm
Source: RefSeq, a predicted model, not a curated record
AUGAGCGCCCAGGCCCCACCCACCCUCUUUCAGCUAGCGAUGCACAGACUGGUGAGGGAAAAGAACUUGGCCAUCAAGGCUAGGGAGGACCUGCCAAGAGAGAUCAUUGAGACACUCUUCAUGGAAGCCUUAUCCAGGGGACACAAUGAUUUCCUGAAAGCCAUUGUACCAGCCUGGCCCUUCUACUACCUCCCACUGGGGAUGCUGAUGAGUAUGAGGAGGCCAGAGGCCUCAGAAACACACCUGAGUGUCAUCCAAAAACAGUCACAGAACCUACAGAUCUUACAAGCUGUGCUAGAUGGGCUUGAUGUGCUGCUGGCCCAGAAAGUUCGCCCCAGGAGGUGGAAACUGCAAGUUCUAGAUUUGCGGAACACACAGCAGGACUUCUGGAAAGCCUCUACUGAAAACCUGACUCAAGCCUGUUCCCCUGUUGCUGUGAUUAGGAAAAUGGAGAGGACUGGCCCAUAUGUGGCAGAAAAGCAGCCCCUGAAGGUGACUGUAGACCUGUACCUCAGGGUGGAUUAUCCAGGUGGAUUCUUGUCCUACCUCUUCGAGUGGGUCUACCAGAGGAAAGCUUCACUGCAGCUGGACUGUGGGAAGCUGCCAAUCGAAAGCAUCAUAAAGAUCAUGAAAACGGUGGACCUGGAUUGUGUGCAGGAAGUGGAUUUGGGUCCCUUCUGGACACUCUCCAACCUAGCUUAUUUUGCCCCUUACCUGGGCCAAAUGCAAAAUCUUCACAAACUAUUCCUCUCCCACAUCUCUGGGUCUGACUUCAUUUUCCCAGAGAGGAGUGAAAUGCUGGCCAACCAAUUCAUUUCUCAGUUUCCCAAGCUGCACUGCCUCCAGGAGAUUUAUAUAGAGUCUGUGUCUUUCCUCAAAGGCCACCUGGACCAAGUGCUCAGGUACCUGAAGUCUCCCUUGAAAACCCUCUCUAUAACUCACUCCCAGCUUUCACACUCAGACUGGAAACAUCUGUCUCAGUGCCUGAGCCUUAGUCACCUAAAACACCUGUAUCUGAGGGGUGUCCGACUGAUUGACUUUAGUCCUGAGCCCCUCCGAGUUCUACUGGAUAAAGUUGCAGGCACCUUGACCAUCCUGCACUUGGAGGCCUGUGGAAUCAGAGACUCUCAGCUUAAGGCCAUCAUUCCUUCCCUGAGCCACUGCUCCAAGCUCACCACCUUCAACUACAUUAGGAACUGCAUCUCUGUGGCCACCUUGGAAAACCUGCUGCGCUGCACUGCCAGGUUGAGCAACUUAAGACUAGAGCAGUAUGCUGUUCCUUGGGAGAUAUAUUGUCCCCAUUGUCCUCUCCAGUGGCUGAGGGUGGAGCAGAUCCGUGAUGCCCUGGUGAGGAUUGUGAAGCCAUUAAACCAUCCAAGGAGAGUUUGGUUCCGUACUACUCACUGUCAUCUCUCUGAUAAUGAGACAACCUAUCAUUGCCCUGAUUACAUCCCUAUCUAG